This is a messenger RNA of Tilletiaria anomala UBC 951, 1102 nucleotides long. RefSeq names its product NAD(P)-binding protein. The record is from RefSeq and is a predicted model, not a curated record. Gene Ontology annotation, molecular function: oxidoreductase activity, acting on the CH-OH group of donors, NAD or NADP as acceptor. NCBI's taxonomy places the organism in Eukaryota, Fungi, Basidiomycota, Exobasidiomycetes, Georgefischeriales, Tilletiariaceae. The transcript is spliced from 6 exons. The coding region runs from base 140 to 1027 and encodes 295 amino acids.
CUCCAGACGUAGAUAGACAUGUAGUGCACACCAUCCUCUCUCUUGUGUUUACCCCGCUAUCUCCCGCACACACCAAAUCCAGCACCCAGGUUGACUUGCCAUUCGUUCAACGCACAGAACUGUGAUUGAUCCGAUCAAAAUGUCUGGCGCACAAGCAAGAGUAUCGCAGCUGAAGAACCAGCUCGGCGUCUUUGGCAGCGGUGUCGGACCUGGUCAGCUGCUCAAGGGCGAAGUUACGAUCAUCACAGGCGCCGGCAAUGGCAUCGGCAAGAUGGCCGCCAUCAUCGCCGGCGCGCACGGCGCCCAUGUAGUCGUCAGCGAUCUAGACCCUCAAAAAACGCAAGAGACGGUCGAUACGAUCAAGAACAACGGCGGCAGCGCAAUCGGCGUCCCUGGAGAUGUGACCGCGAAAGACUUUGGCGAGACGGUCGUCAAGGCAACGAUUGACGCAUAUGGCAAGAUCAACCACAUAGUGAAUAACGCAGGAUUCACCGCCGACAAGAUGCUGCACACAAUGAGCGACGAUAUCUGGAACUUGAUUCUCGACGUGCACUGCACGGCGCCUUUCCGCAUCGUCCGCGCUGCAGCGCCGCACCUGCGCCUCAAGGACCCAGAAAAGCACGAGAACAGGUGCAUCAUCAACAUCAGUAGCACCUCCGGUAUUCACGGCAAUGCGGGGCAGAUCAACUACAGCGCCGCCAAGGCUGCUGUCACCGGCAUGACCAAGACAAUCUGCAAGGAGCUCGGGCCUUUCAACGUCAGAUGCAACUGCAUCGCAUACGGUAGCAUUGACACCCGCCUCACCCAGGCAAAGGAAGACGGAGCGUCCAUCACCGUCAUUGGGCAAAAGAUUGCGCUUGGCAUUCCCGCGUCGAUGCGUGCCAACCCGCAGGCAAACAACGACGUACCGCUGCGCCGCCAGGGGAACGCGGAGGAAGCGGCCGCUGCGAUCGUCAUGCUCCUCAGCCCACUGUCCAGCUACAUUAGCGGACACACGCUCGAGGUCACUGGCGGCAGGGGCAUCUGAGCCAAGGCCAGGGCACUGAGCAGGCAGGUAUUAUCCCUUGUAUAUUAGGUCGCUGUAAAUCGAAAGGCAAUGGGU